CCGCCCACACAUAACCCUGACUUCCCAUAAUUCACUGCGCUCAAGUCUUUCGAGAGGACGUUACGAUAAGGGCACAGCGAGAGCAGAACCAUUAUAACUGACUGAAGAUGGCUGAUGUUAUUGAGGAGAAGAUCAAGAACUACAGAACGGCUCCAUUUGAUGCCCGUUUCCCAAACACCAACCAGACAAGGAACUGUUACCAGAAUUAUCUAGACUUCCACAGGUGUAAUAAGGCUUUGUCAAGCAAAGGGCAGGAUACCUCUCCCUGUGAAUGGUAUCAGAGAGUCUACAAGAGCCUGUGCCCAAUUAGCUGGGUGGGGAAAUGGGAUUCACAGAUCGAGGAUGGAAGCUUCCCUGGAAAAAUCUAAAUGGUCGCUGUUACUUUCAAUUUUAUGAACUCCCAACUAUUUGUAGAGUACCUCAUAAUAUAUUACUCCGUUUUGAUGUCUUGAGUAUCGGUUUGCCCUGCUGAAGCAUGAAAGGUCAUUCAGAUUAAAAUGUUAUGACCUUUUUACCUUCAGCAGUUUGAGGUCCUACAUUAGCAUUAAGCUUUGUCACUCUACAUAUUGCUUAUGCAAUUUACAAAAUAAAAAAGCGCACAAUUUCAA
Molecule: messenger RNA, 608 nt
Organism: Danio aesculapii
Lineage: Eukaryota; Metazoa; Chordata; Actinopteri; Cypriniformes; Danionidae
Product: cytochrome c oxidase subunit 6B1
Exons: 4
Coding region: 108-368 (86 amino acids)
Cellular component (GO): mitochondrion; respiratory chain complex IV
Source: RefSeq, a predicted model, not a curated record